Oncorhynchus nerka (sockeye salmon) is the source of this 4218-nucleotide messenger RNA. RefSeq names its product XK-related protein 6-like. Gene Ontology annotation, biological process: engulfment of apoptotic cell; phosphatidylserine exposure on apoptotic cell surface; apoptotic process involved in development. The record is from RefSeq and is a predicted model, not a curated record. Gene Ontology annotation, cellular component: plasma membrane. NCBI's taxonomy places the organism in Eukaryota, Metazoa, Chordata, Actinopteri, Salmoniformes, Salmonidae.
AUGGCAGCGCAGUCUGAUGGAGGGGGAGAAAUGGAGGAAGGAGGGGGGGUGUUUGAUGGAGACACAGAGGAAGACUGUCAGCCUCUGGACUCUGCAGCUAUCCACAUCUGUCUCUGCUGUCACUCUGCUGUCUGCUACUGGGGCUGUCGCUCCAACUGUCUGGGAAACCUGCUGGGGAAAGACACUACUGGAAGGAUCGGGGGUACCGGAGUUGGAGGUGGUAGGAGUUUGAGGGAGACUCGCUGCCCACCAGAGGAGGGACUGUGGCUGGACUGUCUCUGGUUGAUCCUGGCUCUCCUCGUCUUCUUCUGGGAUGUGGGAACAGAUCUGCUUCUCGCUGCAGACUACUAUGACAGACAGGACUAUCUGUGGUUUGGCCUGACGCUCUUCCUGGUGCUGGUGCCGUCGAUUGUAGUUCAGAUACUGAGCUUCCGCUGGUUCAUCCAGGACUACAGCGGAGAGUGUCUGACCACCUGGCUGGGGACAGUGGACUGCAGCAAGGGAGGAGAGAGAGAAAAGCUGACCAGGCAAGGGCCAACUGGCCACAGGGGGGUUUAUCCUGGAACAGACCGGGUCAGAGUGGCCUCAGUCUGGCUGUGGCAGAUCACCAUACACAUUCUACAACUGGGACAGGUCUGGAGGUAUAUCCGUACUUUAUACCUGGGUAUCCAGUCCCACCGUAUGAAGGAGCAUAAGGAGGCACAGAGGAGGUUCUACUGGGCCAUGAUGUUUGAGUACGCAGACGUCAACAUGCUGAGGCUACUGGAGACCUUCCUGGAGUCAGCUCCUCAACUAGUACUACAGCUCUGUAUUAUGAUACAGCAGAACCGGGCUGAGACUCUACAGUGUAUAUCUAGUCUAGGCUCUCUUCUGUCUCUAUCCUGGGUGUUGGCCUCGUACCACAAGCUCCUGCGCGACUCCAGAGACGACCAGCGCAGUCUGAGUUAUCGCGGUGCCCUCCUCCACCUUCUCUGGCGCCUCCUCACCAUCUCCUCCCGCGUUCUCUCUCUCGCCCUCUUCGCAUCCCUCUUCCACCUGUACUUUGGCAUCUUCGUGGUGCUCCACUGGUGUGGCAUGGCCCUGUGGGUGGUGCAUGGAGGAACAGACUUCUGUAUGUCUCGCUGGGAGGAGGUUUUGUUUAACAUGGUGGUGGGCAUCGUCUACAUCUUCUGCUGGUUCAACGUCAAGGAGGGACACACCAGGGGACGCAUGGUGGCUUACUACUCUGUGGUACUGGCUGAGAACACACUGCUUACUGGACUGUGGUAUGUGUAUCGUGACCGUGAAGAGACAGACAGCUACGCAGUUCCAGCGUUGUGUGGUGUCUACCUGUCCUUUACGGGUGGAGUACUGGUGAUGCUUCUGUACUACGGCCUUCUUCACCCCUCACACACACACCCCACCCCAGCAUCGACCUGGUGUGAUGAGCUGCUGUGGGGUAACCCCUUGCCCCCUUCAGCUCCGCCCACCCCAGCCCACCUUGCUGCCCCGUUUCACAGUGAUGACAUCAUCGCAGAAGGCUGUCUGCCGGUGUUCCAGGUGCGUUUGGAGCCCCCCACCUCGAGACGUUUCGAAGGUCCUCUGAUAAAGAUUGACAUGCCCAGGAAACGUUACCCAGCCUGGGACGCUCACUACGUGGACAGACGGCUGCGAAGGACCAUCAACCUACUACAGUACCUGACGCCUGCAGCCGCAGGCAUACGAUACAGGGACAGACCUCUGCUCUAUGAACUACUGCAGUACGAGUCUUCUUUCUGACACAUACACACAUAGACAAACACACAUAUUUACAAGUGCGCACAUGUAACCGAUGUGAAAUGGCUAGCUAUUUAGUGGUGCUCGCUAGUAGUGUUCAACCGGUGACCUCAUCCGCUCUGACCUAGAAGUAGUUGUUUCCCUUGCUAUGCAAGGACCACAGCUUUUGUGGAGUAACAGGUAACGAUGCUUUGUGGGUGAUGGUUGUCCAUCUGUUCAGAGGGUCCCUGGUUCGAGCUCAGGUUGGGGCAAGGAGAGGGACGGAAGCGACACUGAUACACACAAAUGUGACUCUUCUCUCUGUUUUGUAUUCCUCACUCUGCUGAGAAGACUGGAUGGUGACAGAAGACAGCAUGUCAUGUUAUUUUCACAUCUUCAUGAAUAAUACUAAAAGAUAAUAAUAUGAAAUUAGAAAAAAUGUGAAUGUAAUAUAAACAGCGGCCUGAAAGCUGUCUCCUAGCUGGGAGUUUAUUAUAUUUAGUUUGGUUAACUGGGUGUGUGUUCUCUUUAGUUUGGUUAACUGGGUGUUUAUUCUCUAUAGUUUGGUUAACUGGGUGUUUAUUCUCUUUAGUUUGGUUAACUGGGUGUUUAUUCUCUAUAGUUUGGUUAACUGGGUGUGUGAUCUCUUUAGUUUUUAACUGAAUGUGUAUAUAUUUAUAUGUACAGAGAUGUGUGUGUGUACUGUGUGUGUUGUGCCUGUGAGUCAUAGUAAAUUAUGUUUGCUUGUUUGUUUGCUCAGGAAGGCACAACAUUACAGAACGUUAAGAUAGACAUGAAUUGUGUAGAACAGAUAAGAUUUUCUGUCAUGUAGAAUACGGAUAUGUGAUUCUCUUUCUGAUGAACUCAUCCCUGAGGUCGUCAUGGUGACAGAGACCUUUACCUGACUACGUCUGACCAUCCCUCCACCAAUCGACACUAAGCCUUCCACCGAUCAACUUUAUAUGGUGCAAAUAUAUAUGAAUAUACAGUACCAGUCAAAAGUUUGGACACACCUACUCAUUCCAGGGUUUUUCUUUAUUUUUACUAUUUUAUACAUUGUAGAGUAAUGGUGAAGAUGUCAAAACUAUGAAAUAACACAUAUGGAAUCAUGUAGUAACCAAAAAAAAUGUUAAACAAAUCAAAAUAUAGUUUAUAUUUUAGAUUCUUCAAAGUAGCCACCCUUUGCCUUGAUGACAGUUUUGCGCACUCUUGGCAUUCUCUCAACCAGCUUCACCUGGAAUGCUUUUCCAACUGUCUUGAAGGAGUUCCCACAUAUGCUGAGCACUUGUCUGCUUUUCCUUCACUAUGCGGUCCAACUCAAUUGGGUUGAGGUUGGGUGAUUGUGGAGGCACAUCUGAUGCAGCAAUCCAUCACCUUCCUUCUUGGUCAAAUAGCCCUUACACAGUCUGGAGGUGUGUUGGGUCAUUGUCCUGUUGAAAAACAAAUGAUAGUCCCACUAAGCACAAACCAGAUGGGAUGGCUUAUCAUUUCAGAAUGCUGUAGUAGCCAUUCUGGUUAAGUGUGCCUUGAAUUCUAAAUAAAUCACUGGCAGUGUCACCAGCAAAGUACCAUCACACCUCCUCCAUGUUUCAUGGUUGGAACCACACAUGUGGAUAUCAUCCGUUCACCCACUCUGAGUCUCACAAAGACACAACGGUUGGAACCAAAAAUCUCAAAUUUGACCAAAGGACAAAUGUCUAUUGCUCGUGUUUCUUGGCCCAAUCAAGCCUCUUCUUAUUGGUGUCCUUUAGUAUUGGUUUCUUUACAGCAAUUCGACCAUGAAGGCCUGAUUCACGCAGUCUCCUCUGAACAGUUGAUGUUGAGAUGUGUCUGUUACUUGAACUCUGUGAAGCAUUUAUUUGGGCUUCAACUUCUGAGGUGCAGUUAACUCUAACUUAUCCUCUGUAGCAGAGGUAACACUGGGUCUUCCUUUCCUGUAGCGGUCCUCAUGAGAGCCAGUUUCAUCAUUGUGCUUGAUGGUUUUUGCGACUGCACUUGAAGAAACGUUAGAAUUUCUUGACAUUUUCCAGAUUGACUGACCUUCAUGUCUUAAAGUAAUGAAGGAAUGUCGUUUCUCUUUGCUUAUUUGAGCUGUUCUUGCCAUAAUAUGGACUUGGUGUUUUACCAAAUAGGCCUAUCCUCUGUAUACCAUCCCUACUUUGUCAUAACACAAAUGACUUUCUCAAAUGCAUUAAGAAGGAAAGAAAUUCCACAAAUUAACAUUCCAGGUGACAAGAAGCUGGUUGAGAGAAUGCCAAGAGUGUGCACAGCUGUAAUCAAGCCAAAGGGUGGCUACUUGGAAGAAUCUCAAAUAUAAAAUGCACUUUGAUUUGUCGCUCUGGAUAAGAGCGUCUGCUAAAUGACUUAAAUGUAAAUGUAAAUGUUAACACUUUUUGGUUAUUACAUGAUUCCAUGUGUUAUGUCAUAGUUUUGAUUUCUUAACUAUUAUUCUACAAUGUAGAAAAUAGUAAAAAAUAAAGAAAA